This is a messenger RNA of Arabidopsis arenosa, 2509 nucleotides long. NCBI's taxonomy places the organism in Eukaryota, Viridiplantae, Streptophyta, Magnoliopsida, Brassicales, Brassicaceae. The record is from the annotation of a GenBank genome assembly.
GAAACCUUCUCAAUUUACUUCAAUUGCCACUAUACCUAAACUUCAUCUUUCUCCACUGAGCUAUGAUAAAGAUUGCAGAUUUCACUCUCUUCUUCAUCUUCUUCAUCUUCUUCGUCUCCUCUUCCUCGUUGCUUCUAGCUCAAUCUCAGCUUCCCAAUAUCGACCCACAAGACAAAGCUUCUUUAUUGAUAUUCAGAGUUUCGAUUCACGACCUAAAUCGAAGCUUAUCGACAUGGUACGGCUCAUCGUGUUCUAACUGGACAGGUCUAGCUUGUCAGAAUCCGACCGGAAAAGUUCUCUCUCUCACUUUAUCUGGUCUGAAUCUCUCCGGGCAGAUUCACCCAUCUCUUUGUGAGCUCUCUUCUCUUCAAAGCUUGGACCUUUCUCACAACAAUUUCUCUGGAAACAUUCCUUCUUGCUUCGGUUCGUUGCGUAAUCUUAGGACACUUAAUCUUAGUCGGAAUAGUUUUGUUGGUUCGAUUCCGGGAACAUUUGUGAGUCUUAAGGAGCUUAGAGAAGUUGUUCUAAGUGAGAAUAGAGAUUUGGGUGGUGUGAUUCCUCAUUGGUUUGGGAGUUUCUCGAUGAUUCUUGAGAGAGUUGAUUUAAGUUUCUGCUCGUUUCUUGGAGAAUUACCUGAGAGUUUACUGUAUUUGAAGUCUCUUAAGUACUUGAAUCUUGAGAGCAAUAACUUGACUGGUACACUUAGAGAUUUUCAGCAACCAUUGGUGGUUCUUAAUCUUGCUUCAAAUCGGUUUUCGGGUACAUUGCCUUGUUUCUACGCCUCUCGUCCGUCUCUUAGUGUUCUGAAUCUGGCUGAGAACUCUUUGGUUGGUGGAUUACCUUCUUGUUUGGGUUCUUUAGAAGAGCUGAGUCAUUUGAAUCUGUCCUUUAAUGGCUUUAACUACGAGAUAUCUCCGAGGUUUAUGUUUUCAGAGAAGCUUGUGAUGCUGGACUUGAGUCACAACGGGUUUUCAGGUCGUCUUCCUAGUAGAAUCUCAGAAACAACUGAGAAACUGGGUUUAGUUCUUCUUGACCUCUCUCACAAUAGGUUUUCUGGUGAUAUACCGUUGAGGAUUACCGAGUUGAAGAGUUUACAAGCAUUGCGUCUCUCUCACAAUCUUUUAACGGGAGAUAUCCCGGCUAGAAUUGGGAAUCUGACAUAUCUCCAGGUUAUUGAUCUUUCCCAUAACGCAUUAACCGGCUCAAUACCUCUCAACAUUGUUGGUUGCUUUCAAUUGCUUGCUCUGAUGAUUAGUAAUAACAAUCUCUCGGGCGAAAUACAACCCGAGCUUGAUGCGUUGGACAGUUUGAAGAUACUGGACAUAAGCCACAACCAGAUUUCGGGUGAGAUACCGCUUACUUUGGCUGGCCUGAAGUCUCUAGAGAUUGUGGAUAUCAGUUCCAAUAACCUCUCAGGAAACCUGAAUGAAGCCAUUACCAAAUGGUCCAACCUCAAGUAUCUCUCUCUUGCCCGGAACAAAUUUAGUGGAACACUUCCUUCUUGGUUGUUCAAGUUCGACAAAAUCCAAAUGAUCGACUACUCCAGCAACAGAUUCUCUUGGUUCAUACCAGACGAUAACUUAAACAGCACACGUUUCAAAGAUUUUCAGACCGGUGGAGAUGAAAGAUUUGCAGAGCCACCAGGAAAAGUAGAGAUCAAAAUAUCAGCAGCUGUGGUUGCUAAAGACGAACUAAGCUUCAGCUACAAUCUAUUAUCCAUGGUUGGGAUUGAUCUUUCUGACAAUCUAUUACACGGAGAGAUCCCAGAAGCUUUGUUCAGACAGAAGAAUAUCGAGUACUUGAACUUAUCCUACAACUUCCUUGAAGGUCAGCUUCCGCGUCUAGAGAAGCUGCCAAGAUUAAAGGCUUUAGAUCUUUCACAUAACUCUCUGUCGGGUCAAGUCACUGGAAACAUCUCAGCUCCUCCAGGACUGACCCUACUGAAUCUAUCUCACAACUGUUUCUCUGGAAUCAUUACCGAGAAAGAAGGGCUCGGAAAGUUUCCAGGCGCUUUGGCUGGAAAUCCGGAACUGUGUGUGGAAUCUCCCGGAAGCAAGUGUGACCCGGCAAACAUUGAUGCAUCACAAGAGGAAAUAUAUCAAAACGAAUUGGUGGAAGGACCGAUAUCGAUUUGGAUAUUCUGCUUGAGCGCGUUUAUUAGCUUCGAUUUUGGAGUGUUAGGUAUCUUUUGCUCAGCUCGUGCUCGUAGUUAUAUUCUUCAGACCAAAGCUUAACUCCAAAGAUUGAUUGAUGUAUAUUCAGUUGUAACACAUGCAUGUAUGUUGUUGGUCUGAGAUGUGAAGUGGAAAUGCUCGCUUUUAACUAAAAUGUUAGUUUUAUUUCCCAAAUGUUGUUACUUCUGUAUAUAGUUUGACUGGUUUACAUUUACAUGAACCGUAUUGGGUUCUUGUUCUGUUUGUGAUUCAAGAAGUGAUUAGACUGAAUAAUCCACCGAGUACAAAAACUGAACUAUGCCAGGACUUAAGAAAAAUAAGCUAAGCAUCUUGUU